AUGGCCAACGAGGACAUGCAGCCGUCUUCCGUGGGCGACAAAGCGGCCCUCUACGCUGCAACGGAGGAGGCCGACGUCCGCGAACCGCCCCAAGAUACUUGUGAACCUGAAAAUUCUUACAGUCCUCGGUUGUUUUCGCCCACUGCCCCUCCCGCCGGAGAACAGCCUCCAAGUCUGCCCGGGACUUCUGUGGAAGAUCCCGAUUCGGACCGAAGGUUCAACGCCACCGAGUCCGUGCAAACAGUAAACCCGGGUCUGAAAUGCCGGACGUACAGGAAACGGUUUUACUUCAUUCGCCACGGCCAGUCCCAGAACAAUGCAGUCAGUUUGAACGACCAGACUCAAGUGGAGAGCUUUGCUGUUCCUUCCUCUUGCCUCACUCGUGCCGCGAACAAAAGAACAGGCGAAGGUGCCAGGACACGUGCGCCAGACGAGCGCAGCAAGUUCCGUCGAUGUCAAGAGCCACUGGCGUCGAAGCAACGGCCUCGUCCCGUCAAGAGCGAAACAAGCGGUGCAACAAGUGCAGAACCAGCUGACAGGCGCGUACCGGACCCAUCAGUCACGGAUCUUGGCAAAGCACAGGCCGCUCAAGCAGCCAGAUGGGUUCAGGAGCAUGUUCGGCAGGUCCUGCAGCGACCUCGGCGUCGGAGAAGAGACGGCGAGGAAAGGGACACGCAGACACCAAAAGUGACGAGAAUUAUUUGCUCGCCAAUGCGGCGCUCUGUCGAAACAGCUGCUGAAAUGAGCAAGGUGUUGCAAGCUGAAGUCUACAUCCACCCGUUGUUGUUCGAGCAAGGCGGCCUUUUCCGGGGUCCGCGGAAAUUCCGUCCCGGCUGUCGGUCUUCGUCAAUUGGCGACGGCGUGAAGGCAACGAACGGGGCAACUGUUUCCGAUCCCGCUAGAAGGGAUCGCCCUCAAACACAGAUCACCGUACACGGUGGCAGUCAACAGGAAUCAGGUCCGCACCCCGUUUCGACGCAAGAAAGCGACAAAGGCACACAGGGGCAGAACGUGAGAAGCCUAGAAAACACGACAGGGAGCGGUCUUGGCGGGGAUGAUGCCCCGCUUGGUAUGACGCUCGAUGAAAUCCUUCAGAUUAUCCCACACGCCGCAGUGAUCCCCGUCGCUGCCGACACCGGAGACUGUCAUAUGUCGCGACCGAAAUCAGAAGUGCGGCACAUCAGGCCGGAACGUGAUACCGAUACCCGUCCACCUGCCUUUAAAGCGCGAAGCUCGCUUCGAGAAAGCGGAGACCGAUCGCUCGGCUCGUCAUGCGACGCAGGUGUCGGCGGGGGCUACCGCCCCGACUGGGCUGCUGCUAGGCGACACGCCUGGUGGCAGGGUGGCCGGGAAACGCUCAUUCAGACGGUGCAGCGGGCACGGCAAGUCAUUUUGUGGAUGGAGAAGCAGUGCCUGCAGACCGAGGAGACAGGCGGUAGCAUCUUGAUGAUUAUGCAUGGAUUGAUGAUGGACUUGCUUCUGAAAGCCCUGUUCUUCCCCUUUCCUUCUUCCGACUCGCCCGCCCCCUACUUGGAUUUGCUGCUCGACUUUCUGCGCCAUCAAGAGGCCUUAACGGGCGUUCCGAUCUACAACUUGCCGCAGCAAGCAGCCUACUUCCCUUCGAGCAACUGCUCCUUCUGUUGUCUUGAACUGGCCGCCAGGUCUGUACGUCCUCGGGCGCGGCACCUUUCGUCGGAGGCUAACGGCUGCACUCCCAGCCAAAGAAAGGGACAGCUCCGGCAGCCGCAUCAGCUUCCGGGCAAAAGGGAGGGGUCAGCGGAAGCAGAGGGAGAAGGGCGCCCCGGGGGAAAAAAAGCGUCUGGGGAAAGCCACCACUCCAAGACUGCGCUCGACACAACAUCUGCCGAAGCGGUCGAGGCGGAGGGAGUCCGGUUGAGCUUCUGUGCCAGUCAAGAGCCCAGGCUGGUUGCUGCGUUGGUGCAGUGGAAUACCCCGACUGUCGAGCCUCAGUUGUAUACAGGGCAUACCGUGGGUGCCUCCGUGCUGAUGUCUAUCUAA
This is a messenger RNA of Neospora caninum, 2019 nucleotides long. RefSeq names its product phosphoglycerate mutase domain-containing protein. The coding region runs from base 1 to 2019 and encodes 672 amino acids. The transcript is spliced from 4 exons. Lineage: Eukaryota; Apicomplexa; Conoidasida; Eucoccidiorida; Sarcocystidae. The record is from RefSeq and is a predicted model, not a curated record. Gene Ontology annotation, cellular component: cytoplasm. Gene Ontology annotation, molecular function: phosphatase activity.